This is a messenger RNA of Gloeophyllum trabeum ATCC 11539, 1317 nucleotides long. RefSeq lists its product as uncharacterized. NCBI's taxonomy places the organism in Eukaryota, Fungi, Basidiomycota, Agaricomycetes, Gloeophyllales, Gloeophyllaceae. The record is from RefSeq and is a predicted model, not a curated record. The coding region runs from base 1 to 1317 and encodes 438 amino acids. The transcript is spliced from 3 exons.
AUGGCCUACAUCGAAGCAUUGCUAACAUUCAUACCUGAAGCAGCGACAGUAUUUGAUCAGCGAGGUCUCCAGCAGCACUUGAAGGCACUCAUUGGCCGUCUCUCAUCUCUUGGGUACCUUCAAGAUACCGAGGAUAGACUGCUCGCCAGCUCCAGGCGCGCGCUCGUAUCCACUGCCAACGCGAAGAUGUUAGCCAUGAUUCAAGAUUACUCAGCUAUCGAGGUGACGUGCGAAGACAAGCUGGACCAGGCGCUGCUGUCUGAUCGACUAUUACCCUACCUCGCAUCGUUCACUUCCGCCACGUUCUCCAGCGAAGCCGCGUACAAUUCUCACCUCCCCGCUCUCCCAAUAAUCAAAUCAUUCACUAGACAGCCCGGUCCGUUCUGGCUACACUGGGUCCUCACCUCGUCCCCCCACUCCUUCAUAUCUGCCGUCAACAUGCGGCAGUGGCUGUGGACGGCGAUCGCAGAGAAAGAUCUCGUGCGCCGGGCGCUGAUGCUCCGCAUCAUCAACAGCGUCCUCGGGAGCAUCGGCCGGGACGACAUGUCCGUCGGCGCCAGCCCCUGGAUCUGGGAGAGUGUGUGGCUGCCGGUAUGCGAGGUCGUUCUGGCCAGAGCUGGUAACACGGAGUACGUAUACCGUACAAUUUCUGAAGGGACGGCAUGCGCUGAUCUCUCGAUGAGUGGUGGUCAGAAGAGGCGACGUCGUAUGCGGCUUCGGGAUGCGCUGGACCUGCAGCUCGGCACCAUGAGGACCCCGUGCUCAUUGACAGUUACGCUGGAGAGGCAACUGCUGAACCUAGCGAACAAGGCCGAAUCGGUGCGGCCACCUGCUCCCCUCCCCGGCAUAUUCGACACUGUCCGAUCCCCGGUAUAUCGCGUCUUUGCGCGAUUCCUGUACGAACGGCGUGUCAUCGCGCUCGGAGCAAGGGAGUACUGUCCACUCGGGUUCCCGGCGAAGGGACUGUGUGAGAGGGUUACCGGACUGCUUACAGGGUUUGAGGACGUGCCAGAGGAGGUGCUUGUCAUAUGUCGCAAGGACAAAGACUAUUACGAAGCACUACUCGGGUCACUUCGUCACGCAAGACACGGCUUAUCGGGACGGGAGUUUGAUCGUGUUUCCAAGGUUUUGGACAGACUUGCCUCUUCCCGCUAUGAACCCAGCGUUGUGAAGCUGCAACUGGAAUCCAAAAUCCAGGAUGCUGCCCACGGAUAUCCGAACGACGAAGGCAGAACACAUAUUGGUUCGCGCUUCUACCGUAGUGUGCAAACUCGAGCCGUCGGGUUCUACCCCAGAUUAGUACGCCGGUACGAGUAG